Molecule: messenger RNA, 6755 nt
Organism: Lagopus muta (rock ptarmigan)
Lineage: Eukaryota; Metazoa; Chordata; Aves; Galliformes; Phasianidae
Gene: REPS2
Product: RALBP1 associated Eps domain containing 2
Exons: 18
Coding region: 46-1965 (639 amino acids)
Biological process (GO): endosomal transport; endocytosis
Cellular component (GO): plasma membrane; cytoplasm
Molecular function (GO): calcium ion binding; protein binding
Source: RefSeq, a predicted model, not a curated record
CCGGCGGCUCGGCACCCGCUGCCCGCCGAGCGGCUCUGCCCCGCCAUGGAGCAGGGGCCGGCUGGGGCGCCCGCCGCCGUGGCCGCCGCGGGCGUGCUGGUGCCUCUGAGCGAGAGCGAGCAACAGCGCUACUCGGAGCUCUUCUCGCGGUGCUGCCCGCCCCCCGAGGCGGCCGCCGGGGGCAGCAGCGUGGGGGAAUUGUUCCGGGCCUCACAGCUGCCCCCGGACACUCUGCACCAGAUCACAGAAGUUUGUGGAGCCAAACGUGUGGGCUAUUUUGGUCCUGCUCAGUUUUACAUUGCUUUGAAGUUAAUUGCGGCAGCGCAGUCAGGGUUCCCAGUACGGAUUGAGAGCAUUAAGAAUGAAUUGCCUCUGCCACGGUUCAUGGCGCUGAAAAAUGACAGCGAAGUACGCUAUGGGACUCCAGCAGAGCUCCAUGGGGCUAAGUUUCAGUCUCCACACGCAACUCUGGAAAAAAAUUCCUUCAAAAGAACAGAUGAAGGAGACAAACAGCAGGAACCCAAGUCUCCACCAAUGUCUCCGAUCUGUUCACCUCCUGCUUCUCCGUCUACCUACCAGAGAAUACCCUUAACUUACGGAUAUGGUAAAUCAAGAAGUGGGCUGGAGCAGCAGCAUGGAGCUCCCUAUGAAGUCAGACACUCUACUCACCAGCAAGAUGGAUCAUCAUCAGGGAAUUAUGGGGCCAAACCUGCUCUCUCAUGUUCAACUCUUAGCCGGUCUCUUUCAGUGGAGCGGGAGCAGCCGGACAGCAGUGCCCAUUACUCAGAUGACCCUUGGAGGAUAACCGAGGAGCAGCGAGACUACUAUGUCAACCAGUUCAAGUCCCUGCAGCCUGAUCUGAACUCUUUUAUUUCAGGUUCUGUGGCAAAGAAUUUCUUCACGAAAUCAAAGCUGCCCAUCCCAGAGCUUUCUCACAUCUGGGAGCUCAGCGACGUGGAUUGCGAUGGGGCGUUGACACUCCCUGAGUUUUGUGCUGCUUUCCAUCUGGUGGUUGCAAGGAAGAAUGGUUACCAGUUGCCUGAGACACUGCCUGAGACACUGCUGCCGGACUACCUCCAAGCAGCCUCCUUGAAGCCUCUGCGUGAGUGUGCGCUGUUUGAUUCUUACUCUGAAGCAUUGCCUGGCGGCCAGCCAACUCGGGACUUCAGCCGGAUGGAGAAGGCAUCAGCUGAAGAGGUACCUGAUAAUUUUGCCCUGAUAAAAGAUACGAGCAAAGAUGACAAACAAGCUCUUAAAGUAAGCACUGCUGUCAAAGUGAUACCAAAGGAAUUUCAGCACUUGACUGUGAAAACAGCUGCUCAGGAACCUCAUGCACUUAAAGCCAGGCCCAGAUCCAGGUCUUAUUCUAGCACAUCCAUAGAAGAUGCCAUGAAAAAGGGAGAAGAGCCCCCUACUCCACCUCCAAGGCCACAGAAGUCACAUUCCAGAGCUUCCUCUUUGGAUCUGAACAAAAUAUUUCAACAAAACACACAAGCUGUGAGGUCUGGCUGGCUGCCCCCACCACCACCCGCGCUGCCCCCUCGACCUUCUGUAUCUCAGACAGAGCAAGUAUCUGAGAUUGAAUUACAUCCUCAGAUGAAUAGACCCCCAUCCCAGACAGAAGAAAACAGCUCAGCAAAAAAGGAGGUUGUUCUUGCUCAACCGCCCUCCAAACCGGCCCGCAGGAAGCUCCGGACAGAGGUGCAGGGGCUGGAGACCCCUGAGCUUUCUCCUACCGUAAAUGUGACCUCUUCCCAGCCAGCAGCAAAGCCUCACCUUCCAGUCCAAAAACAGACUUCCAAGCAGAAAAGGGCUAUUCAGACUGCUAUACGAAAAAACAAAGAAGCCAAUGCUGUGCUCGCCAGGUUAAACAGUGAGCUCCAGCAGCAGCUGAAGGAGGUCCAUAAGGAACGAAUUGCCUUGGAAACGCAGCUGGAGCAGCUACGCCCUGUAACUGUCUUGUGACCUCCAGCACACUGCACAGCAGCAGAGCGUGUGCACCAAUGGCCUUGCAGCCACCAAGGUGACAUGGUGGGUCCCCGGCUUGCCCUCCACACCCUGCUGCACCUGCUUGCCUCUGUAGAUGGGGAAGGUACAGAAAGCAAAUACCAAACUGUCAGAUGGCUCUGGGCAGGUGCUUUGCCCUCUUCUCUCCCUCUUCCUAACCUAACGUGUAAAUGCAGUUUGCCACUGAAAUGAAUGAGAGUAUUUUAUUUAUGCCAAGAGCCCCUGAUUUAUGCAUAUUCUUGCAACGCCUCCUAUCCUGAAUGUUAAGAGGUACAUAAUUCCAGAAUUGGUGUUUAAAUGUAAAACCCAUCCUCUGAGAUGGGUUCCUGGAUGUUACCAGCUCCUGUAGGGUGGUAGAGGACGUGUGGAUUGAAAGCACAGCAGGAAUCCAACUCGUUAGACGAAAAGAGUCUCUAUCCACAAUCAUGUGUCAGAUAAUUAUUUUCUUAGUGCUGUUUAUUAUUCAAUCACAGAUGUAUUUUAAUGUUAGAGAACUUGUAUUUUAUAAGUUACAAUUCAUAAGAGAGAACAGUAAAAAUAUUAAAUUUUUAUUAUUUUGGAAAUUACAAAAAAAAAAAUCUGUAUUUGAGCUAUAACUCUUUCCUAUCACCCAUAUUUGAUCACUUGCUUGCAACUGACGGUGUCUCUGCAUAAAAAAAUUUCUUCAAACCAACAGUGUAUUUCUAACAAGAGGUUAAAAAUGCAUUCUGGGCAUUUUUGUAAAAGCUAUCCUAAGUAUAUUUGUAUUGGUCUGCUUUGUUGUUUUAACAGCUGCUAGUUUGUUUUAAGGACAUGUGUAGGAACUGUAUUUCCAAAAGAAGAGAGAGAUCAAAACUGCUGCACAUGAGAUUGCAAAGUGAAUGAUGGAACCAAUUGCUUUGUACAGCAGGCUUUCAUUCAGGUUCUGUUGCACCUCAUUGAAGAUACCACUGAUAGGAUGAAGCUGCUAAUGCCCAUCUGGUUUUCAAAUGAAGAAACAAAGAUUAUUAUUAUUGUUGUUGUUGUUGUUGUUUUUACCUGGUCUGCUCCAAGGCCAAUUGAACUCCAUGGAGAAUUUUCAUGGAUGCAGUGGUCAUUGGCUUUAAUCUCAGUUCUUGUGAUGGAAGCUUCUAAUUAAUGUUGCUUUAUCUCUUAAGGGGCCAAUAUUCUUAUACUGAGUGAUUUCAGAGAUAUUAUCAACCUUGCUCCUUUCAUGGAUAUGAUAUGUGCUGUGCUGCUAGGGUAUGUCACCUACUUGUUAGUCAUCUUAAACACAAUGCUGCUUAUGUUUCAUAUCCAGUUGUUCAUUGACUUAAUAUAAGAAUACACUUUGCAAAAACUGUGCACCAGAUCGGGGGGGUUUUUUGGACCAUUUUUGGUCUUAUACAUUCUCCCAUUAGCUAUAUGAUGGCUUUGGGGUAGGGAGGAAGGAGGAGCAAAUUUGAAAUAAGUAGGUGGCCUCCCUUUGGGGUGUGUCAUAGCAUGGCUGCAGUGAGAUAUCAGGGGGCAUCAGAGCAGCCAAGAGUUUUGUUUAGAGAUAAAUAAGAAUGACGUCAACAGGAAAGUGUAAAGUGAUGAGGAAACACAUUAUUUUUGCUGCAAUGGUUGCAGAUGUGGGAUGUGGAUCCAGAAGUCUAAAGGUGACUUUAGUCUAAACACUUAUUGCAGAAUUGUUAACAAAAAUCUGUUUCUAUAACACAUUGCUUUUGAUUCAACUAAACGUCACUGUGUGAAUGAGCAACAGCCUUUUCUCUGGAUUUGGAACUUUUUUAGUGGGACUGUUGCUUAGAUGGAGUCAGGUGGUCAUUUCUGAUCAGUGACAAACUGUGAGAGCUGCAGACUCCUGGGAAGCUGCAGAAGAGCUAUUGUCCUUGUGCUAUCAGUGGUGCUGUUUGAAAACUAACAUUGUUUAUUUGUAACAUUGAGUCUUUCCUGAAAUUUUAUUUAGGUUAAGUGCUCUUCUGUGUUUGCAUUUUAGUUCUCGUGUUGCGUUUGGUUAAUAAACCCCUGCUAUUAAAUUGGAAAUAACCGUAUGGCACCUUUUGUUGUUUUUUUUUUAUGUGUGAUUUUUGAGAAAAGCUUUUCAAUGAUUCUAAAGAAAAAAUAUGCAUGUUGCAUUUUUAAGAUGGUGAGUGACUAUUUCAUGUUUAAUAGGGACUUCCUCUGCUGUCAUCCUCCAUUUACUUCACUUGAGUUAUUCAUUGAAUAGGUAGUGUUCCAAAGAAUCAUAGAAUCAUAGAAUGGCCUGGGUUGAAAAGGACCACAAUGAUCAUCUAGUUUCAAUCCCCCUUGCUAUGUGCAGAGUUGCCAACCAGCAGACCAGGCUGCCCAGAGCCACAUCCAGCCUGGCCUUGAAUGCCUCCAGGGAUGGGGCAUCCACAACCUCCUUGGGCAACCUGUUCCAGUGCGUCACCACCCUCUGUGUGGAAAGCUUUCUCCUAAUAUCUGAAAGUACAGAAGUCUGUUUUCUGUCUUUUUCCACCUGAAGUACCUGAUUACCAACAAAGAAGUAGAUACUUAGUUGUUAGUCUACCAUAGGACUUAGUAAAUUUAUAACGUCACUGUCACUGAGGUUAGAUUUUGAGAGGUGCAAUCAAAUGCCAUGCUUAGCUUUAAGGCCUAUAAUAUGAGUUCGUUCAUAUUCUGUAUGGUGUGGUAUUUGCUGUGAUGAUACAGUAGUUGACAUGGAGACCAAAACUGGAUAUUCAAGGAGAAAUAUUGGUAUGUUAUGCAUAUGUUGCCUGAAAACAUUCUUCUGUGUUUCUUAGUCCUUAAAUAUUUGUGAUAUCCCAUACAAAAUAAUAAAGCUUCCCUACUUUUGGGAGGCUGUUAACAUUUUGAGAGAGACAGGAGAAGGCAUAAUAAAGCUGUGUUUCUGACAGUUGUUUCAUGCAGCUAUGCCCAUGGCUACUAUUAACAGACCCUGACUGGUCAAAAUUCACAUCUAAAUCCAGUACUGCAAAUUUACCGAUCACAGGAAAGUGAUCAGCUUUAAGCCCCUGGUGUUCCUGGACUAGAACAGAAGUUGGGACCUGCUUGUGCUUAACUAUGGAGCAAGAGCAGCUUCCCACACACCAAAUCUUGCUUUCCUUAAUCCACUUUUUCUGUAAGCAUUAGUACAAAGUAGAGUAUCUCCAGCAAGGUAGGAUAACCAAGAAGAGAAGCUAGAACAUAGCUUCCUAACAUCUGGGAGAAUGCACUGACCAUGCAAGGUGCCCCUUUUUAUGUCUUUGCUUUCUUAUUAGCUAUUCCAGUUUGGACAAUUAAAUAGUUUUGUCCACAAGACAAGACUGGGCAGGGCAAGGUCCUAACGAGCCUAUUGCACAUCCCAGAUAAAGAUCUUCCUCAGAGUGAGAUUGCAUGUGUAAGUGUUCACUUACAUAUCAUAGAAUCAUAGGUUGGAAGACCUCUAAGAUCAUCCGGUCCAACAAUCCACCAGUAUUUCCUACUAAGCCAUGUUCCUCAGUACAGCAUCUAAAUGUUGUAUCUAAAAUGAUCGUGCACUUCUUUAUGGAUCUGUUUGUGUUUGUUACACCUGAUAAUUUUCUGUGUUUGUUUCAGUAUGUGGUAAUUCAGUUUUGAAAGAGAAAGAAUGCUGAGCUAAGUACAGUGAAUGGUUACCUUCAUAGAUCAAGCCAUCUUUAUUUGAGCCUUUAAAUAUAAACAGUGACUUGAUAAUUAUGCAAGGUAAACAGUUUCCAUUUCAAAAGCAUUCGUUUGAACAAACUGUCUGAGAAAAAAAAAAUCAGUCCUUGCUGAUCAAUGCCCUUCUCCUAUUUAUUAAAUUAAUACUAGAUAGAAUGCAGAGGAAACUGUAUCACCUCUUUCCCGAGUGUUCUCCUCUUCCAUAGAGUUUUGCUGAUGUAGCAAAAAUGUUAAAGAAUUAGUAGAUCAAGUCCUGUUGUUGGUAAGUUGGCAAAUAUCCUUCUCAACUCACAAGAUUGUCUCUGAACUUUUCCUGUGUGUACAGCAGUACUGUUACUGCUAGGAACUCUGUAGCCAUGCUGGAGAGAGGAACUUGCCCAGCUUUCAUCGAUGUGUGAAGAGCUCAGUGCUGUCAGGGCUGACCAGUGCAGGGCGAUGAUGACUCAGGCUGAAAAUAACUCCACUGGAAUGGCUGGGGUUGGAAGACUUCACACGAGCAUUUAGGGUGGACAUGAUAAGGAGAUUGCCUUUCACUGGUAUGUAAGCUGCCUUCCUCCCUCUGGGGCUCCAGGAUAAGAGAAAGACAGGCUGGAAGAUUCAAGCCAGGGGUUGAGGGGGUCUCUUUUUUCCAGCACCAUCAGUCCUUUGUCCUUGACAAGAAAAUACAUGGAAUUAUGAAAGUCAGAUGGGAAAGAGGCCCUAGUUAAGUCACAUAUUUUAUUGACUGAAGAGUAAAACUAUUUUUUUAGGAAAAAGAUCUCCAAAUGAUGUAGUACCUUUGAGAAGAAAUUAUGUACUUUAAGGCUUUUUCCAGUUAUCUUCUUGAUAAUGUGCUAUGAACAUAUGCAUUAUGUUUUACUCUGUUACUGAUUUUUUAAUGCAAAAAUGGUAUUGCAAGCAUUAUCGUUAUUAAUCUAAAAAAAUACCCUGAAGCUAUUAUAUAUUUGAAUUUAAACUUAUGAAGUAGAUAGCCAGAUUUAAGCAAUUUGUUUUCACAGCUGCAGAAUGUCCAUGUGGUAAGCUACGAAAUGUAUAGCACUCUAUACUAUGCCCAUCUAAUUUUGGAAAAUGUAUGCGAUAUGGAACUGGGUGCUACAUUAAAAUAAAAGUGUCCAAUAACUUCA